This is a messenger RNA of Pundamilia nyererei, 1277 nucleotides long. Its product is annotated as alpha-2-macroglobulin. The record is from RefSeq and is a predicted model, not a curated record. The coding region runs from base 113 to 1258 and encodes 381 amino acids. NCBI's taxonomy places the organism in Eukaryota, Metazoa, Chordata, Actinopteri, Cichliformes, Cichlidae. The transcript is spliced from 11 exons.
GACGAGCAAGCAUACCAAAGUCGUCAUCGAGCCUCCAACUUUCAUCCACAUCGUCCGGACUGAUAAGCCCAUCUACAAACCUGGACAGACUGUCAAAUUCCGGAUCGUCUCCAUGGAUGCCAAUUUCAUCCCUGUGGAACGAGUGUAUAAAGAAGUGGCGCUGCAGGAUCCUAGCUCAAAUCGCAUUGCCCAGUGGCUGGAUAAAUCUGUUGUUGGCGGCAUCCUUGAUCUUUCACACCCCAUGAUUCCUGAGGCUGUACAAGGAAGCUACACCAUCACUGCCUUGACAGACAAGGGAGAACAAAUAUCCCACAGCUUUGACAUCAAAGAAUACGUUUUGCCAAAGUAUGAAGUGAAGGUUCAUCUGCCCAGUGUGAUUACCGUCCUGGAUCAGGAGGCAGCACUGAAGAUUUGUGGAAAAUACACGUAUGGGAAACCUGUUAUUGGUUCGGUGAAGGCACGGUUCUGCAGAAACGCCAUCCGUUUCUUCUGGUUUUCAUCUCCCCAAAACAAAGACCUCUGCAAGACCUACGAACUAACUACGGAUAAAAGUGGAUGUGCUACACAAACUGUGAACAUGACGGCGUUUUUCCUCCACAAGAACAUCUACAGUGACACGUUUGAGGUGACUGCUGAGAUGGAAGAGUAUGGCACAGGCGUCAUUCUUAAAGGCUACGGGCAGACCAGCUUCACCUGUGACAUCAGAACUGUCACCUUCGAGGAUGUACCUGAGGCAUACAAGCCUGGUAUCCCGUUUGAAGGAAAGAUCAAAGUUGUUGGUCCAGACAACAAGCCUGCUGCCAAUGAGCCAGUGUACUUGUUUGUUGGUAGCUCACUAAAACUAGAGCUCACCACAGACGUGAAUGGCGUGGCUUUGUUUUCUCUGGGCACGUCUCUUUGGAAGGACAGUGUGCAUCUGAAGGCGAGUUCAAAAAAUACAACGGAGCAUGACCAUUAUGUUUAUGGUUUGAGGAGACCCAACUACAGGGCAAGCCACCACCAUGUCACAGCGUUUUACUCCAAGAGUAGUAGUUUUCUGAAGCUCAUGCAGGCCAGCAGUAAGCUGCCCUGUGACAGUGAAGCGACUGUGCGUGUCCAGUACAUCAUCCAGGGAGAGGAGCUGGAGAAAGGGCAGGAGGUCCUCGACUUCUUUUAUCUGGUGCAGUCCAGAGGUUCAGUAGUGCAGCAUGGUCGUAUCCCAGUGGCUGUCAAAGUGGGAAUUGGUAUGAACACGACGAAAGCUAAUUUUGAAGUAUAAGUCUGUGAUUUUAGAGUUA